GAUUUUUUUUUAGGACUGAACAUGCUAUAUGUAUUUAUAGGCAUACUAGAACUCUCCCAGAGAAAGACAAAUAGCAAAGGGAGACAUUUCUUUUCUGAACUAGAAUAAGCAGAAAGAACAUGAAAAUUAUUCUAGUAUUGGUCUUUAUGAUUUCUCUAGUAAUUUCAGGUAGACUAGACAGUCAUCACUUGGAAUCAGCAACUCCUGAGCCUAAGUCAAGAUUUGCUAUGUCUGAUGAUGUGCAUUUGCUGGCCACAGGACUACUCCAGCUUGGGCGUGGCCUUCAAGACUUUGUCAUCAAAACCAAAACCCAAAUGGAUGACAUCUUUCAAAGGCUUAACAUUUUCGACCGAUCUUUUUCUGAGAUCUUGCAACAAACCAAUGAAAUGAAAGAAGAAGAGCAGCAGUUAAAAAAAGCCACAACUAGAUUGCAAGCAACUGAGGAAGAGAUGAGAAAUGUAUCUUUGCAGCUUAAUUCCAAAAUAGACUUCCUUUCCAUUGAGAAGAUUCAACUGAACAACAAAGUAGGGAAACUUGAAGAAAAAAUAACUGAACUCGUACAGACCCAGCUUGAUAUCCAUGAGCCAAGAGAAAUUGCCUCACUUAAAAAUUUUGUUGAACAGCAAGAUGGCCACCUCAAACACCUUCUCAAAAUUGUUCAACUGCAACAUGCUCAGCUCACAAAACAGCAAGGGCAAAUACAGGACCUGGAGGAAAAGAUAAACAGCCCCAAUUUUCAAGAGGACUUGGAAUUAUUUUCUGUGAAGGAAGAUGACAGACAUCCUAAACUGAAAAAAACAUCUAAAAAUAGCAAUUCUAGAGGUAAUGCUACUGAUUGUACUUGGAUUUACAACUCAGGGGAAAGAUCUAAUGGGAUUUAUUCUAUUAAGCCCAAUGGAUCCAAGGCAUUUAAUGUUUAUUGUGAAAUGGAAGGAGAAAACCCAUGGACAAUUAUUCAGAAGAGAUCCGAUGGAUCAGUAGAUUUCAAUCAAACUUGGGAGAGCUAUAUAGAUGGAUUUGGUAAUCUUGAUGGAGAAUUUUGGCUGGGCCUUCAAAAGAUCUAUUCCAUUGUAGAUCAAACUGACUACAUUCUGCGUAUUGAGCUUGAAGACUGGAGAGCUAACAAACGUUAUAUUGAGUAUACAUUCAAAAUGGAAGGUCCAGACAGAGAUUAUGCGCUCUUUCUCUCUAGGAUUACUGGGAAUAUUCCAAAUGCUCUACCUGAACAGAAAGAAAUUAAAUUUUCUACUAAAGAUCAUAGCAACAGCACUGAAAGAAAGCUUAACUGCACAGAAAGUGACUCAGGUGGCUGGUGGUACAAUGUAUGUGAAGAAACAAACCUGAAUGGAAGAUAUGUCAGGUCAAGCUCAAAAGGAAAACUAGAGAGGAAGAAACGAGGACUGUAUUGGAAGCCUCAGAAAGGAAAACCUUAUCUUCUCAAGUCAACCAAACUGAUGAUAUAUCCUACAGAUUUUGAAACAUUUGACUGAACAUUAUCAAAGUUUAUCUAAGAAACUGCUAGCUACUUCAGUCUUCAGCCCUUUCUGCCGUACAAAGAAAAUCAUAUUAAGGAUGUAAUCAAACCGUAAUAAUAUUAUUCCUUUGGAUAUAUA
Pantherophis guttatus is the source of this 1613-nucleotide messenger RNA. RefSeq names its product angiopoietin like 3 (gene ANGPTL3). NCBI's taxonomy places the organism in Eukaryota, Metazoa, Chordata, Lepidosauria, Squamata, Colubridae. The record is from RefSeq and is a predicted model, not a curated record. Gene Ontology annotation, biological process: blood coagulation.